Messenger RNA from Andrographis paniculata, 1196 nucleotides. RefSeq names its product UDP-glucose flavonoid 3-O-glucosyltransferase 6-like. Lineage: Eukaryota; Viridiplantae; Streptophyta; Magnoliopsida; Lamiales; Acanthaceae. The record is from RefSeq and is a predicted model, not a curated record. The coding region runs from base 1 to 1065 and encodes 354 amino acids. Gene Ontology annotation, molecular function: UDP-glycosyltransferase activity. The transcript has a single exon.
AUGCAGGUAGGUGAAGAACUAAGCAUUCCAUCGUACGUGUACUACACUGCUGGAGCAUUCAGUCUUGGCGUGUAUUACGACAUCGUUUCACUCAAAUUCGAACAAAAUCAGGACCUGGCACAGUACAAGGAUUCCGACACACAAGUCUCCUCGCGAUGCGCCUCACAGCCUCUCCCCGCCAAAGUACUUACUCGCAUCUUCGUCAACGGCAGCCCUCUCGGAGAUAUCUUCCUCCAAUACUUCCGGAAGUUCGCCUCUGCCAAAGGAGUUCUCAUCAACACCUUCUACGAACUCGAAUCCUACGCCGUCGAUUCUCUGUCCGCUCAUUACAAAAGCUACCCAAAGGUUUACCCGAUCGGACCCAUUCUGAAGGACAAUCAGGGCUCCGGCGAUCCGUCGGUAGACGAUUUGAUGACGUGGCUAGACGAUCAGCCGGAGGAGUCGGUGGUGUUUCUGUGCUUCGGGACGAUGGGGGCGUUCGAAGGAGCUCAGGUUCGGGAAUUCGCCGAGGCUCUGGAAGGUUCCGGAAGUAGGUUCGUGUGGUCGUUGCGGAAGCCGACCUCGUCGUUGCUUCCGGGCGAGUACGGCGACUACGGCGAGGUUCUGCCGGAGGGUUUUCUGGAGCGGACGGCGGGGGUGGGGCGGGUUAUCGGGUGGGCGCCGCAGGUGGCGGUGCUGGCGCACAGGGCGGUGGGGGGAUUCGUGUCGCACUGCGGGUGGAACUCGGUGCUGGAGAGCGUGUGGCACGGUGUUCCGGUGGCGGCGCUGCCGCUGUACGGAGAGCAGCAGAUAAAUGCAUUCGAGCUGGUGAGGGAGUUGGGGAUGGCGGAGGAGAUAAGGAUUGAUUACAGGAUAGAUAUCGCUGGCCAGGAGAAGGCGGAGAUUGUCCCGGCGGGGGAUAUCGAGGCGGCGAUCCGGCGGUUGAUGGCGGCGGGCGGCGGCGCGAGGGGGAAAGUGAAGGAGAUGCAGAGGAAGAGCCGAGAGGUUUUGAAGGAAGGCGGGUCGUCGUACGCUUCGCAAGUGGAGUUUUUCCAGGAUGUGUUGAGAAACGUCGGAUUGGAAUAAUGAUUUGAAUUAUGACCGUUGGAUUUGAGUCUUGCAUUUACUGGAUUUUACACCCUUAUAAUUUUAGGCAUGUGCUCACGUAAUUUGUGUUUGUGUUUGGUCCUGUUUUUAAAUUCUUAUGCUACCAUAUC